CGUAAAUAAGAAGGUAAGAAGACUAAAUAAGAAGACUGCGCAUGCUCAAGAGAGGGCGGUUAAAUUCAAAACCAACAACAGCUUUGACGCUUAAUAGCUGGCAUCUUAAAAUUGUACUUGAACAACUAGUAGCUACACGAUGGAGCCGCCUGAUGCUGCAUCAAGGACAGAUGAUCAUGUUGGAUCCUCCAAACGGCGUAUUUCUUCGAUCCUGAAAGUUCCACGGACAUCUAUCAAAUUCACAGGCCCAGAGCUAGAGGAGAGUCGGGUGGAGGUGGUCAAGCCAGUAGAGAGGAGGAUCUCCAGAAGAGUCAGUUUUGCCACUUCCAAUGAUGUUCUACUGUUUUCAAAAGAUGUGAAGAAUGGCUCCCCUGUCCGGAGUCCUCUAAAAAACCUCACAACUACGGCAGAAAACAUAAGCAUUCAUACGGGUUCCAUUGAUGGUUCUCAACCAAUCACAGGCAUGGAAACCUUGUUGAAUGCUCCCCUCCAUGUUUCACAACAAAGAAAAAAGGAAAAUGUAAUGUUCAACCAGGAUGAUUAUGGGGAGAAAACAAUGAUGUUCACAGGAGAGGACACAGCAUUUAUGGAUAUGACUCACAGUCACACAAUACUCAUCGCCAAUGAUUCAGAAUCAUCAGUUGUUCUGCCAAAUGAAAUCAAUGUGACUACACCUACCUGUGGAAACAUGGAUUUUACUUUUUCAAUGGAGAAAGGUAAAACUGGGUGUUUUCAGGACUCAACAGAGAAUUAUGCCCCCUUUAAAAACCCUUCCUCCUUAGCCAGAGGUAUAGAUCCAGAGUUUGAACAUUUCCUUGCCAGUAUAACGAAGUCAAGUGGCCCCAUGUGUAAUCCAAUAGCUCCCAAAUCCUCAACUACUGUGGCAUUCCACAGAGCUGCAUCCCCUCCAGAAAAAACGAACAACAGACGUUUCCUUGCUGCGCUCAAUGCCCGCAGGUCAGGAGUUGAUAAAGAGAAUCAGCUCCCAGCUUUGUCAGCAACAGGGGGAGACUGUACAGUGGGCUCAAUUAUCCCUCAAAGGCAAGGGCCUCAGUUCAUGAAUACAUCUACGAUGCAAACUGAACAAGAUCAUAUGGAUCUGACAAAAAGCCAUACCACUUUGAUAGAUGGCAAAGGAGUUUUUCAGUGUGUGCAAACUGUAAGCUCUGAAGAGCAACGGCUUAGGGGAAGCACUUUCAGCCAGGUAACUGUCUCUACUGAUCCAGAUGAAAUGGAGUUGACCAGGAGCCAAACUGUUGCCAUUGACUCCAAAGCCAUUUGGAUGUUUGGGCCAAAUCCCUCUCAGAAAAUUGAAAGGAAAAGUGUGGUCUUCACAUCAGAUCCCAAUAAAUCCCAGAUCUUCUCAGGUGAUGACCAUGGCAUGGAAAUAACUUCAGCUCUCAAUGUACCUCUCCAGGAGAAUGUGUGUGCUCCGACCAAGAAAGGUGAAUCAUCACCCUGGAUGUUUCCCCCAGAAAACAGAAUCUCCUCCGUUCAGCAAACUCAACAGACCUCUUAUCCAUACUCAGAUGACAUGGAGAUGACAAGAUGUCAAACAGUUGCCAUUGAUUCCAAAAGUGUAGCCCUAACGGAAAUUCCCUUACUAGGGAAUACAAGGAAAAGUUUGUCUUUUAUGCCAGCCUCUCACAGAGGUGUGUUUUUUUCAGAAGAUGGCAAUGGUAUGGAUCUGACUGAGGCCCUCACUGGAAAUAUUGUGUCAAACAGCCAUAUAGCAAUUAAUAAGCCACUACAGAGCUUGUUCACCACAACAGAGAUGUCCUUUCACUCUGAUCUGAGUACUAACGUGGAGAUGACUUCAGGACAGAGAAGUAAUAAAGUAUUGGAGCCUGCAUCCUCUGAUCCUGAUGACAUGGAAAUCACAAAAAGCCUAACUGCUGUAAUUGAUUCCAAAUAUUGUGUGAUGGAAAAGCCUUCUCUUAGUAAACCGAAGACCAAGUUUGACCUGGGUCUAUCCUAUGUGCCACCAUCUAUGGAAUAUGGCAAUUUCUCAGACGAUGCUAACAGUGUGAAGAGGGCGCUGGAUCAGGUUAAAGGUUUUUCUGUAGCCAUAUCGGAUCCUGAUGACAUGGAAAUAACUAGAAGUCAAACUGUUGCCAUCGACACCAAAAGCCUCAAUGUAGUCAAUCGCAUGCAAAACACAAGGAAAAGUAUAUCCUUCAUGUCAGCUUCCAACAGACCCAAUCAUAUGUCAGAGGAUGACUGUGGUAUGGACAUGACCAAAUCUCUCACUGUGUCUAUAGAUCACAGAAAUGGUCUGAACGUGACAGAUGAGACCACUGGAAGAUUGUUCCCCAUAUCAAAACACCAAAAGGAAACAUUUGAGAAGAGCCUGAUUAGAGCAGAGCUUAGUACAGAUGACAUGGAAAUCACAAGGAGCCAAACUGGGGUUAUUGACACCAGAGGUUUUGGUGGUGUAACUCCUUCACUCCAAGGUGGUAGAGGAAGAUUUGUCAGCUUUUUGGAUUCAAAUAAAACUCUUAUUGGGGAGGACAACAAUUGUAUGGAGAUGACUCAAGCUCUCACUGCACAGAUAUUAACAAAUGUGUCACAUUCUGCCCAUGGGGGUGAGACCUUAGCUAGGAUGUCCACAAUCUCAAAGACAAAUUUCACUGGAGCAAAGGGCAAUCAUUUCGUGGAAGUGGGUCACAAACCUGAUCAACGUUGGGCAUCAGAUUCAGAUGACAUGGAUAUGACGAGAAGUCAGACCGCUGUAAUUGAGUCUGAAAACAUCAAGAUGGGGAAUCGUGACCCUUUCAUGGGAAGGCAACGUUUAUCCAGUGUGCGUAAGACCCUGCAGAUGGUUCCUCCGGCAGAGCAGAGUGCACAUGGUGAGAUUACGUUUCAGUUAGGUGUUGAAAGCCUCUGCAGUAAAAAGGCACCUACAUCUUCUGACUCUGAUGAAAUGGAACUGACAAGGAGCCAGACUGUUGCAAUUGAAUCCAAAGUUAUUAACAUGUUUUCCCCUGAAACAAAUCCACCAUUAGGGAAUGUGUCAAUUAGUCAGGCAAAUGAUAUGGAAGUGAAACGAGUAGCAGAAGCAACACGUUGCAGGAAUAAUCCUGUAGCUGUACCCUCUAACCUGGAGGAGAAGAAAAUGGCCAGAGAUGAAACUGAAAUGUUUUCUGAGGAUCAUGAAAUGGAGAUGACCAAGGCUGUCACAACGCAAAUUGAACAACAUGCACCUACCAAUGUGAAGGGCCCUUCAUCCACCACAAACGCAAUUUCCUUGUGUCUACCGGAGGGUCACCCUAGAGAAAUCCCCACUAACCUUACAGAACACUUUGACCUAAAGGGAUUGGCAGACCGAAAUGAUCCUGAUCUGAAAGAUGAAGACUGCUCCUUUAUUUCUAACAAUCCAGAAAGCUCUCCUAUUGCCUCUUCAGUCUCAACAGAAGAUAAUAUACCUUUGAAGAAGGCAAAGACCAGGCGAAUGAGUUUGGCAGAUCUGCAGUUGAAACUUAAUCAUAUGAGCCGCAUGAUAAAUGAAUCCACUGAAGUGAUGGGUAGCUGCACUGCACCUUUAUCUCACCUGAUGAGGACCUCUGACCAACACAAUGUAGAGCCAGAAUCCUUCUCAACUGUAGACUAUGGGUCUAAAACCAUGGGAUUAAUGACUGAGAGACCAACAAGUGUCAACUUGGAAGACCAUAUUAUUCACAAUGACAAACCUAAUAUGACUGCUCCUUUAAACUUGAAAAGUAAAUGCCUUGCAUCACGACUGUCAUUUGGUGGUUUCCUGCCCAAACUCCCACAAAUAGCCAAACCCUCUGAAUCAAACCAGUCCAAUAACGUGACGGAUUUUGGGAAACGUCUGAAGAAGAAUAGCUUGGGUGGCACUCAUGAACUGAGGAGCAACACCUCGAUGGAGAACAUUGAUGAUGAAGUGCUUCCAGACAUUAGCAGUGAAGAGGACUUAUCAGAAACUAUGGACACCAAGUCACCUCAGAGGGUCGACGACAAAGGAAAUCUUUUCUUAGGCAAGGUGGUCAAGGAUGUUGUGGAGCAUGAGGUCUUUAAAGAGCCGGUCCUAACUGUUACCCAAUGUCAGAAGAGGCCCCUACCAGAAGAGGGCCAUGAUGACUCCAUGGAUGAGGUAAAGAGGAAUAAGCCAUCAACAGAAAACAUCAGAGAAAUGAUCCCCCACACACAGGUAGUUCAGUGGGACAGUAACUGUACAGGAGCUGCAGCUGAUGGCUCCAGCAGCAACUCCAACCUCCGAUGUGAGGGCACAUUUGAGUCGUCAACUUACAGACAAAGCCAAUUCGAGUCCCUGCUUGACAACACCGGGGACUACACAUCUGAUGUACGGAAGAAACUCCAAGAUGGCAGCAUUACAGUGGCUGAGUUCCUGAAACUCUUCAGCAUCGACUUUGUCAUCCAUAAACCUCGACAAAGUAUUCUGCCUGCGAGAAUUGUGUCGGAUCUCGAUCGCAAAACAGAGGACUUGUUAAUCGAGAAACAUAUCAACCGUCCCAAACAGAGGGUGUAUGAGACAGACUGCCAGAUACUCACAGAAAUGGUGGAGGGGUUGAAAGCACGUCUGAAAGACCAAGACAGUCUUCUGCAAAGUGUUAAUGGAACACUUUGGGAGGCGGUGAAGGGCUUUUCAGAUGAAGAGUUGCUGCUUGUUGGUUCAAAGUUGAAAGAGAGGAGGACAUUUUUCAGAAAGAGAAGCAAAGUGCGAUCUCAUGAAAUGAAAGCAGUUUUGUACUCUGACCUUGUGCGCACAACUCGGGAGGCACAACAUAACUUGAGAGGAAAUAUUGAGAAGACCGAUCAGUGUCUGAAAGACCUUGAUGAAUGUCUACAUGACUUGGAAGAUGAACUUGCAGCUGUGGAGGGCACAGGGGUAGAGGACUGUGAGCCAACCUUGAAAGCAAGGCAGCAAGGGUUGGAGAAGGUCAACAAAGCAAUUGCUAAAAGUGAAAGGCAAAUGUGUGAAUUGAAACUACAGAAGAUAAACUCUGUGGACAAAGUGGACAGACUCCGAAAGGAAACUCUGGAACUUGAGAAACAUAUUGCCAUGCUGGAUAGAGUGAAUGAAUGGAAGUUUGUGCAGAAAGAUGACAUGAAGACAGUCUACAGCUUUCUCUACGAGUCCUUGCUGUUGGAGGUGCAGUUUGAGAAACCUAACGGAGAGGUCUGUGAACAGACUGAGCGUAACAUCAUGGACAUCACAUUUCAACGCCAAAUGGAUGAUGAAAAGUCACAGUGCUACUCUCGGCUUGUACACAAUCUGCUAUGCCAGUACAUAGGCAGUGAAACCACUUGGUUCAAGAAGUACCCCACCAGUCGAUACAUUCCCAUGCUGCUGCAUGAUGUGGGUCUGGUGGUAAGCCGCUGUCGCCUCCUGGGAGAAGAGAUCCACCUGAUGAAGAAGUGGGGUGCUCUGAGGCUGGACAUCCUGGACAUCAGCUGUGUGGACACACAAGUUCGAAUCCUAUUCUCCAGUCUCAAGUCGUUUAGCAAGUUUGAGAUGACAGUAGCCGUCACCUCCGCCUACCCCUUCGGUCUCUUUCAUGUGCAAAACUUCCAAAAUCACAUUGGAAAUGCAACAAAAGACCAGGUGGAAGACAUUGUGUCAUCAGUCACACCAGCCAAGAACUACUUGACCAAGAUUGUCAAGAGGAUCCAUGAAAGUCUGCUGUGCUGAGACCAGUUCCAGUCAAUGGGUGUUCUAUGUAGUGCAGGGCUGCCCAACCCUCUUCCUGGGGAUCUACUGUCCUGUAGGUUUUCAGUCCAACCCUAAUUUAACACACCUGAUUCUACUAAGUAGCUGCUCAACAAGACCUUGACUAGCUGAAUCAGAUGUGCUAAAUUAGGGUUGGACUGAACCUACAGGACAGUAGAUCUCCAGGAUGAGGGUUGGGCAGCCCUGAUGUAGUGAUUGAAAAUGUGUAUAUGUUUCAAUUCAAUUUAUAAAUGUUCAAUGCCACUUUUUUUUUUUAAUUUACAUGUUUUCUACCAUAAGUUUUGAUAAUUUGUAUAAUUUUUGUUCAUAAGGGAUCAAUAGUCAUAGUUGGCCAUUUCAAACAUCUUUGAUGUAUUUCCUCUAGCAAAACUAUGGCAAGAAUUACAAUAACUGAAAAAAAGCUUGAGGAGUACAAUAACGUUUAGUCUUUGUUAAUUGUCUGAAUCAUUAUUAAAAUGUAACUGCAACUUUUACCCAUGUUUUCUCUGUAUGAUAACAAUCACUGGUUUAACAUAAAAUUGUUAAUCUGG
Molecule: messenger RNA, 6243 nt
Organism: Oncorhynchus tshawytscha (Chinook salmon)
Lineage: Eukaryota; Metazoa; Chordata; Actinopteri; Salmoniformes; Salmonidae
Gene: knl1
Product: kinetochore scaffold 1
Exons: 25
Coding region: 140-5674 (1844 amino acids)
Biological process (GO): cell division; protein localization to kinetochore; attachment of spindle microtubules to kinetochore
Cellular component (GO): nucleus
Source: RefSeq, a predicted model, not a curated record